This is a messenger RNA of Linnemannia hyalina, 675 nucleotides long. The record is from the annotation of a GenBank genome assembly. NCBI's taxonomy places the organism in Eukaryota, Fungi, Mortierellomycota, Mortierellomycetes, Mortierellales, Mortierellaceae.
AUGACACGGAUCAACAUAAAAUGGGGCCGUGAGAAGAAAUCCUUCAUCUUCAAUGACAGGAACCUCCCUGACAUCCGCCUGGGCGAGCUCCGCAAAUGCUGUCACGACUGGUCCAACGUUCCCCUAGGCGGGUUGACCUUGAUCUAUGGUGGUGCGACGAUGAAGGACGAUAAUGCGCCGUUGUCUUGUUUUGGAAUUAAGCCGAAUGGGCAGAUUACUAUGAUGGGAACCCGACCUACUAAAGCGGACAUCUCAACGUUGACGACCCACGGCGACCCCGAAGAAUAUGCCCUAAUCGUCAAGAUCCAACAAUCUCUCGAAAAGACCCUCGACCUCGUCGCAGAACACUUCCCCCGCUACGAGUCCGCCGUCCAAUCCUACAUCUCCUCCGCCACUUCAUCUCCACGUCCACCACCCCGCGGACAGGAGGCACCACCACCGCCACCCACCCGCAAACAACUGCAGGACGCACAUAUGCUGUUAUCAGAGACACUGAUGAAGUCACUGCUGCUCUUUGAUGGGGUGGUGUGUAAACAGGACUUUGAGGUUGCGAGGGCGACGAGACGGGAGGCUGUCAAGGAGACACAGAAGUUUUUGGACUCUGUGGAUGAUAUGAAUGCGCGAGUUAAGGAGUGUGACCGACAGCUCAAGCUGCAGCAACAGCAGCAACAGUAA